AUGUACCCAUUAUGCUCUGGAAAGCGGUUAGUGACUUUUGGAACAAUUCCUUGGCAGUCAUUUUUCCAGCGAGUCCUGUCAAUGCAAAGUGCUUUUUACUCUCAGGUUUUGUCCUUCUCCGGCGCUCUGUUUGCUGUUAUUCUUGUCAUUCCUGCAGUUCUGAUUGGAGCUGCUGGCAUAUCAGCAGACUGGAAACAGACAGAACUUGGUGUGUCUCCAAUACAUCUAAAUCAAAGUUAUAUGAUAUUACCAUAUGUUAUUAAAGAGUUUACUCCUAGAAUUCCUUGUUUACUUGGUAUGGCUGCUAUAUCUGCUGCAGUCAUGUCUUCAGUGGAUGGAGCUUUCUUUGGUUCUGGGUCUAUGUUUACAUAUAAUAUCUACAAAGAGGUCAUUAGAAAAAAUGUUUCUGAACGAGAACUAUUGAUCGUGCUGCGGAUAGCUGUCAUUCUAAUUGGAACAUUAUCAACACUCGUUGCUAUAUACAUUUCUACUGUUUACGGACUCUUCAUCCUUGCAUCUGAUUUCGUCUUUGUCAUCAUCUUCCCCCAACUGAUUUGUGUGGUGAUGUCGAAACAGUCAAACACAUACGGAGCUUUGGUCGGCUUCAUUCUAAGUCUCAUCCUACGACUGGGCGGGGGAUCAUCUGACUAUUUAGACAUUCCUCCUUUCAUCCACUUCCCAUUCUACAGUAAGGAGAAGGGACAGUUGUUUGCCUUCCGCACAUUUUCUAUGUUAGUUUCUGUAUUUGCCAUAAUCUGUGUCUCCUGGACGUUCAAGUGGGUCUUUCAGAAGAAUCUGUUGUCAAAAAAGUGGGACGUCUUAAAAUGUUUCACUUCUGCAUCGAGCUACUCCUUGACAAGUACCACAUCAUCCCGUAAUGCCUUGCCACUGACGCCAUCAACACCAGUUAUUGAUGAUAAUGGAAACCUCCCAGAUGGACUUAUUCUUAAUUGUGCCAAUGCCUGAAUGAAAAAAAAAUCUGUUUUUGAAUCCAA
Octopus bimaculoides (California two-spot octopus) is the source of this 995-nucleotide messenger RNA. RefSeq names its product high affinity choline transporter 1. Gene Ontology annotation, biological process: transmembrane transport; acetylcholine biosynthetic process; choline transport. The record is from RefSeq and is a predicted model, not a curated record. Gene Ontology annotation, molecular function: choline:sodium symporter activity. Lineage: Eukaryota; Metazoa; Mollusca; Cephalopoda; Octopoda; Octopodidae. Gene Ontology annotation, cellular component: plasma membrane.